AUGAGUGAAUCAAAGCAGGGUAUCACAGAAGUCAGCAAAAGUUGUUACCAAACUUUGCUCAAUGCCGCACAAAAGAUUCCUGAAAACUCAUUGUUCCGUGACAAUCUGUUCAAAGCAACCUGCGAGAAGGUGCGACGCCGAAAUGAGGCCAUCGUUAUCCGAGAUAUCACUCGAUUGAUUGUCCCCUCCACGGCAAAUCUAGCUAUAUAUGGUGCAACACAUCUCGAUCAUCUGGUCGAAAGCAUCAAUGAAGGCUGGGAUAAUUCAAUCCCCGUUACCAAAACUCGACCGCAGCCUGAUUAUUCCGUGGGAUUUAAACGAGACGCUUUCACAGAUGGCCAGCUGCGGAGGCUUCAGGAUUUUGUUGUGAGAGCUACCGUUGAGUUAUUCAAGCUCGUGAAGCGCGAAAAGGAGGUCGACCGAGAGAUACUCACCUUCCCAAUCUCGCAUGACCACACAGCGGUGAGGAUCUAUGGUCACUAUGCUGUUCUUGAAGGAGAGAAGACGAAUUUUUACCGCCACCCGAUCCACAAGUUCGAUUUCACUGCUCUGGAUGGCAAAGAGAAAUGGACGGCAUACAAGUUCACAAGGAAUUCAGAACUUCAAUACUCCGAACAAUCCAACGCCGAGUCGGUGCUCACAAUCAAUGAUGAUGACAGCCAACCAAGUCAGCUGGGCUAUAUUGACUCCACAGAUGCUACACCAACCACCUCUUUCACUGAACGAACUCAAGUAUGCAAAAAGCCAAGGAAGUAG
Paracoccidioides lutzii Pb01 is the source of this 756-nucleotide messenger RNA. RefSeq lists its product as hypothetical. The transcript is spliced from 3 exons. The coding region runs from base 1 to 756 and encodes 251 amino acids. The record is from RefSeq and is a predicted model, not a curated record.